GCCGCCGCCGCCCCGCCGGGGGGGGCGCAGCCCCGCACCCCCCGCGCUCCCGCCAUGCCGGAGAAGCGGCCGUUCGAGCGGCUGCCCGCCGACGUGUCCCCCCUCAACUAUGGGCUCUGCCUCAAGCCGGACCUCAUCGACUUCACCUUCGAGGGCAAGCUGGAGGCCGCCGUGCAGGUGAAAAAUGCAACCAACCAAAUCGUGAUGAACUGUGCCGACAUCGACAUCAUCACCGCGUCCUAUGCCCCGGAAGGAGAUGAAGAGGUUCACGCCACAGGGUUCAACUAUCAAAAUGAGGAUGAAAAGGUCACUCUGUCCUUUCCCAGCACCCUGCAGAAAGGGACAGGGACACUAAAGAUAGACUUUGUAGGGGAGCUGAACGACAAAAUGAAAGGAUUUUACCGGAGUAAAUACACCACCCCCACCGGAGACACGCGCUACGCUGCGGUCACUCAGUUCGAGGCUACUGAUGCUCGCAGAGCUUUCCCUUGCUGGGAUGAGCCUGCUAUUAAAGCAACAUUUGAUAUUUCUUUGGUGGUUCCCAAAGACAGAGUAGCUUUGUCAAAUAUGAACGUGGUGGACAGGAAGCCGUACCCGGACGACGAGAGCCUGGUGGAGGUGAAGUUUGCGCGGACGCCGGUGAUGUCCACGUACCUGGUGGCCUUCGUGGUGGGCGAGUACGACUUCGUGGAGGCGCGGUCGCAGGACGGGGUCCUGGUGCGCGUCUACACCCCCGUGGGCAAGGCCGAGCAAGGGAAGUUUGCCCUGGAGGUUGCUGCUAAAACUCUGCCUUUUUAUAAGGACUACUUCAAUGUUCCUUACCCUCUUCCUAAAAUUGAUCUCAUAGCUAUUGCAGACUUUGCUGCUGGUGCCAUGGAGAACUGGGGCCUUGUUACUUAUAGGGAGACCGCGUUGCUCAUCGACCCCAAAAAUUCCUGCUCCUCGUCCCGUCAGUGGGUGGCUCUGGUGGUGGGACACGAACUGGCUCACCAGUGGUUUGGAAACCUCGUCACCAUGGAAUGGUGGACCCACCUGUGGCUGAACGAGGGCUUUGCCUCGUGGAUCGAGUACCUGUGCGUGGAUCACUGCUUCCCCGAGUACGACAUCUGGACCCAGUUCGUGUCUGCUGACUACACACGAGCCCAGGAGCUCGAUGCCUUAGACAACAGCCACCCCAUCGAGGUCAGUGUGGGCCAUCCCUCCGAGGUGGAUGAAAUAUUCGAUGCCAUUUCCUACAGCAAGGGAGCCUCUGUGAUCCGGAUGCUGCACGACUACAUUGGGGAUGAGGAUUUCCGGAAAGGAAUGAACCUGUACCUGACCAAGUUCCAGCAGAGGAAUGCUGCCACAGAGGAUCUCUGGGAAAGCCUGGAAAAAGCCAGUGGCAAACCCAUUGCUGCUGUGAUGAACACGUGGACCAAGCAAAUGGGAUUUCCACUCAUUUAUGUGGAGGCUGAACAGCAAGAAGAUGACAAAGUGUUGAAGUUGGUCCAGAAGAAAUUCUGUGCCAGUGGACCAUAUACUGGGGAGGAUUUCCCCAUGUGGAUGGUGCCCAUCAGUAUUUGCACGAGCGAGGACCCCAGCUGUGCCAAAAUGCAGAUUUUGAUGGACAAAGCCGAGCUCACCGUGGUGUUGAAGGACACCAAACCUGAGCAGUGGGUUAAGCUGAACCUGGGCACGGUGGGGUUUUACCGCACCCAGUACAGCCCGGCCAUGCUCGAGAGCCUCAUCCCGGCCAUCAAGGACCUGUCCCUGCCCCCCGUGGACAGGCUGGGGCUGCAGAACGACCUCUUCUCCCUGGCCCGAGCUGGAAUCAUCAGCACCGUGGAGGUCCUAAAAGUCAUGGAAGCUUUUGUGAACGAGCCCAACUACACCGUGUGGAGCGACCUGAGCUGCAACCUGGGCAUCCUGUCCACCCUCCUGUCCCACACGGAUUUCUACGAGGACAUCCAGGUGUUCGUCAGAGACGUCUUCUCCCCCAUCGGGGAGAGGCUGGGAUGGGACCCCAAACCUGGAGAGGGCCACCUAGAUGCCCUCCUAAGGGGUCUGGUCUUGGGAAAACUGGGAAAAGCCGGGCACAAGGCGACGUUGGAAGAGGCCCGGCGCCGGUUCAAGGACCACGUGGAAGGAAAGCACAUCCUGUCAGCUGACCUGAGGAGUCCUGUCUACGUGACUGUGCUGAAGCACGGGGACAGCUCCACUCUGGACACCAUGCUGAAGCUGCACAAGCAGGCGGACAUGCAGGAGGAGAAGAACCGGAUCGAGCGCGUCCUCGGAGCCAUCUCCCAGCCAGAGCUGAUCCAAAAAGUUCUCACCUUUGCACUUUCAGAAGAGGUACGUCCCCAGGACACGGUGUCAGUGAUUGGAGGAGUGGCUGGAGGCAGCAAGCAGGGCAGGAAAGCUGCUUGGAAAUUCGUAAGGGACAACUGGGAGGAGCUUUAUAAUCGAUACCAAGGUGGAUUCUUAAUAUCCAGACUAAUAAAGCUCACAGUGGAUGGAUUUGCAAAUGAUAAAAUGGCUGCAGAAGUGAAGGCUUUCUUCGAGAGCCACCCGGCGCCGUCGGCCGAGCGCACGGUGCAGCAGUGCUGCGAGAACAUCCUGCUGAACGCGGCGUGGCUGCGGCGCGACGCCGACAGCAUCCAGCACUUCCUGCAGCAGCGCCGGGCUCCCCCGGCCCCCGUGUGAGCCCCCAGCGCCAGCACCGGCCCCCAGCGCAGCCCAGGGGACCAGGGAGGAGCCCCCCCACCGCUGAUCCACAUGCCAAGAAGUUGGGAGUCUUUUAUUUCCACCCCUCACCCCCUCCUUUAUUUGGUUUUGUUUGGUUUGGUUUUUUUUUUUUUUUUUUUUGGUUUAUUUUCUCCUCUUCCUUCUCCUUCUCCUCCUCCUCCUCCUCAAGCCCGUGGGGAUUGGACCGUGAAUGUAGAGUUUAAAACCGGUUCCUGCUCACACUCCAAGAAUUUGGGAAAAUUCUGUUUGGAAAAAGAAAAACAACAGCGACAGCAAAACAAAAAAAAAUUUAUCAGCGAUUCUGCAGAAAAAGAGAGAGAGAGAGAGAGAGAAAGAAAAAAGUACAAAAAUAUUAAAAAAAAUCAAAAAAAAGAGAGCGAAAAAUCUGUAAAUAUGAUAGUAAUAAAAUAGAGCAUAACAAAACUGUGAAACUUCCUCAAGCCUUGUCAGUGGUUAAAAUAUUUAACACCCCCCCUCUACCCCUUUCCUGACACUCUUAUUGACAGAUGUUCUGUUUUUUACACCCUCCCUCCCUUCCUCCCCCCAAUAAAAAAGAAGAAACCAGGGGGUUUUUAGGUCAGUGGAGAGUCUGGGGCAGGAGUGGGGCCUCAGCCUUGUGUGGAACAGGGUCACUGGGCCAGGCAGGUGUGGAUUCACAGAGUCUGUGCAAGGUUUUGGGGAGAUGUCCCUGCAACCCCCCCCCACCCCAAGGAUAGUAGGGUUCCCCCUUUCCCUUUUGUGUUACCUUUCGGCAAAAAAAAAAAAAAUUCCCACAAAAAACCAGAAAAAAAAACCAACCCCAAACCCCCCAAAACCCCCCCUGUUCUGUUGCUCUUGGGUUCCCCCCUUCCCCUGUCGGUCCCACUCGCUGAUGUCCUUCGUGGAGAGAUCGGGAUUGUAAAGGAAACACCUCUCAGAGCCACAUUAAAGAGAGAAAGGUUCGUGCA
Molecule: messenger RNA, 3671 nt
Organism: Corvus hawaiiensis (hawaiian crow)
Lineage: Eukaryota; Metazoa; Chordata; Aves; Passeriformes; Corvidae
Gene: NPEPPS
Product: aminopeptidase puromycin sensitive
Exons: 23
Coding region: 55-2682 (875 amino acids)
Biological process (GO): peptide catabolic process; proteolysis
Cellular component (GO): cytoplasm
Molecular function (GO): metalloaminopeptidase activity; peptide binding; zinc ion binding
Source: RefSeq, a predicted model, not a curated record